AUGAUCUCAGUCGGGCUACAGCUCGUGGGCUUCAUCCUGGCGGGGCUUGGGUUGCUGGGCACCGUGAUCACCACGCUCCUGCCCAACUGGAAGAACAGCUCCUACAUCGGUGCCAGCAUUGUGACGGCGGUGGGCUUCACCAAGGGCCUGUGGAUGGAGUGUGCCAUCUACAGCACUGGCAUCACCCAGUGCGAUAUCUACAACUCUCUGUUGUCCCUGCCCUCCGACCUUCAGGCUUCUCAGGCUUUGAUGGUGACCUCCUGCGCCAUCUCUUCACUGGCCUGUAUUGUCUCCGUGAUGGGGAUGAAGUGCACCAUCUUCGCCCAGGGCUCCCCUGCCAAGGACAGGGUAGCAGUGACAGGGGGGGUGAUCUUCAUCCUGGGCGGUGUGCUGUGCUUCAUCCCCAUGGUGUGGAACACCCAUGUGGUGCUGCAGGAUUUCUACAACCCGCUCAUCCCGGACAGUGCCAAGUAUGAGAUGGGGGAGGCGAUGUACCUGGGCAUUGUCUCAGCCUUGCUUACCCUCCUUGGCGGCUGCAUACUCUCUGCGUCCUGCCCGCCCCGGGAGUCUGAGACAGCCUACCGGAGCGCCUAUCAAUCCAAAGCCCUGGCAAGCCCCCGGCCGUCCAUCAGCCAUACUCAAAAACCUAAGAGCGAAUUCAGUGCCUACAACCUGACGGGGUACGUGUAGGAGCCCCGAGGCCUG
Molecule: messenger RNA, 705 nt
Organism: Chelonoidis abingdonii (Abingdon island giant tortoise)
Lineage: Eukaryota; Metazoa; Chordata; Testudines; Testudinidae
Gene: CLDN2
Product: claudin 2
Cellular component (GO): membrane; bicellular tight junction
Molecular function (GO): structural molecule activity
Source: RefSeq, a predicted model, not a curated record